Molecule: messenger RNA, 1251 nt
Organism: Episyrphus balteatus (marmalade hoverfly)
Lineage: Eukaryota; Metazoa; Arthropoda; Insecta; Diptera; Syrphidae
Product: glycoprotein-N-acetylgalactosamine 3-beta-galactosyltransferase 1-like
Exons: 5
Coding region: 20-1114 (364 amino acids)
Cellular component (GO): membrane
Molecular function (GO): N-acetylgalactosaminide beta-1,3-galactosyltransferase activity
Source: RefSeq, a predicted model, not a curated record
AGUCUAACAAAAAUCGGUGAUGAGUUCGGACGUACUUGUGAGUAGGCGUCGCAACGGCGGCGAAGUGUCAAGCCUGAGGGUUCGGCUAGCAGCAUUAUUCGGGUUUGUUUUUGGCUUUGCCAUGGCAUUUGUCACGCUUUUAUCUUACGGAACUUCGGUAACAGAGAUACUCAGUGAAAGACCAACAACUACCCUCGUUAUAACCACAGGAGAGGUGGGUUCAUCUUACGGGUCAUCUUCAUCAUCAUCAUCAUCAUCAUUAUCCAGUCCGAGUGGUGCUAUCGCCGCCAAAUCCUCCUACCCGGAUUUAUUUGAAGAAGUUCGCAUAGUUUGCAUAGUGCUAACUUAUGCCGACAAUCGCGACAAGGCGACACAUUUGAAAGCAACUUGGGGCAAACGUUGCAACCGAUUGAUCUUCAUAAGCAACCAAGACGACCAGGAUCUGGGUGCAGUUGAUAUUGGCGUUGAGGAUAGUCAUGACAAUUUGUGGACAAAAACACGUCAGGCAUUUAGUUAUGUCUAUGAAAAUUUGUUGCACGAAGGCGAAUGGUUUUUGAAGGCAGAUGAUGAUACAUACAUUGUGAUGGAAAACUUGAGAUAUUUGCUGUACGGAUAUGAUGCACAAAAACCUAUCUAUUUUGGCCAUAAAUUUACCUAUGAUGACAAUGUUUACAUGUCUGGCGGAGGAGGUUAUGUCCUCAGCAAGGAGGCACUUAAACGUUUCAUAGUUGAUUCCCUUAACAAUGAAACACUAUGCCUCAAGGCACAGCCUUCAUCUGAAGACUUUGAAAUAGGAAAGUGCCUAACAAGUGUUGGUGUGAUGCCUGGAAAUUCUAUGGAUCCCAUAGAUUAUACACAAAGAUUUCAUCCUUUACCACUUCGAGAUUAUGUCCAACCAGAUGCAAUGGAUUGGCUGCCAGGAUGGUUGUUUAAUAGAAGCUUAGAACCUAUACAAACGGGACCAUCUUGCUGUUCUGAAUAUGCAAUAUCCUUUCAUUAUUUAGAAUCAAAGGAUAUGUAUUUGUAUGACUUUUUUCUAUAUCGAAUGAAAGUUCAUGGAAUUGAGAAGCAAUUACGAGCGUUACCAAGCAAAAUAUCAUCAGAAAUUGGAUAAAAUGACAAAAUUACUAACUUUUAAUAUUAACUUUCUGUGAUUUUUAUAAAAUCAUUCUUUAUUAUAAAAAUUAAAGUUAUGUAACUAUCCAUUAAGCUUUAAGUUAGCUUAUGUUUUAUAUUAUUGUAUUACUAUAU